This is a messenger RNA of Annulohypoxylon maeteangense, 2177 nucleotides long. RefSeq lists its product as uncharacterized. The record is from RefSeq and is a predicted model, not a curated record. NCBI's taxonomy places the organism in Eukaryota, Fungi, Ascomycota, Sordariomycetes, Xylariales, Hypoxylaceae. The coding region runs from base 305 to 1798 and encodes 497 amino acids. The transcript has a single exon.
UUGUUGAAUACAACGAGCCUAGUAUACAGCCCCGAAGAAGUUCUACCAUCGAGGUUAAAUUUAGCAUCACUCUAUUCUAUCGUCAUUUUAUUGUUACUGGUACUGUACUGCAGUUUGUUGUGGUUAUAUAAACAGCACUUAUAGCCAUCCCCCCCUAUUUCCGCUCAACCCCGCAGAUUAGGAUCCUAGGCAUCAGCUGGAACCCGAAGAUAAAAGCAUACGCCCUCUUUUUCAUAUAGCUACGAAAUCACAGAUACUACGCCUCGAACGUUUCACCCUCAAGGUUGAGGUCCGCACAUCAAGAAUGCGAUCUACCGCGUCUUCGGAGCACAGCAAGCCCGCAUCGCUAGGCGGCUAUGCUCGCAAGCUGUCUAUUGUUCCUAAGCCUAGCAUGACCAUUCACAUUAACAACCAUUACCAGUCCAAAGUCUACACCACUGGGUCAGAGGUAUCAGGAUAUGUGAUCAUCAACUCCCCGAGCGAUGUACGAUUCGACACAAUCCAGGUUGUACUCCUUGGGACCAGCAAAACCCGCAUGGAUGCCGUUAAUAUUCCACAGGCAACCUCUCACACCUUUUUGAAAGUCGUCAUGCCUAUUCCAGAAUCCUCCUAUCCAGUUCCGCGUAUUUUCGAAGCCGGUGUAAACUAUACAGUACCAUUCACUUUCGUCAUCCCUAGUACUUUAACGCUCAAUGCGUGUAACCAUAGUGUUGCCAAUGAUUCUGUUCAAGAACAUCAUGUACGGCUGCCACCCACUAUUGGUUCUUGGGAGAAGGAUGACUUUGCACCAAACAUGAGCCGUGUUCAAUACGCGAUCAAGGCACGUGCGUAUCAGGAAGAUAUGACCGGCGGGCAGAGUCUUAAGGUUAUGGAGGCUGGACAUGAGAUCAAAAUCUUGCCUGCAGUCUCAGAAGAUGCCCCUUUAAAUAUCACUAAACACGACGACUUGUACACCAUGACUAAGAGCAAGAACCUGCGGAAGACCAUUAUAUCACCAAAGUCUGGGAAAGUGACUGUCACGGCUUCACAACCUGGACCCGCUAUGCUGAGUCCCGAUGGACAAACGAUGACGCCGAUAACCGUUCCGCUCGAUCUCGAAUUCGUACCGGCUUCCGGCGAAGUUCACCCGCCUAAAGUGACUGGCAUAACCUCAAAGGUCACAGCGGUCACAUACUUCAGUGCCGGUGGUAUCAACCACUUUCCUAACCUCAAAGAUUGGCACCGAGCAUUCGGAUGUGAAAGCCGCGGCUCAUACUCUGGUACGACAUCUGUAUCCACAGGACGUUUUGAGCAAGUCAGAUGGAGUCGACACAUAACGGCACAAGCGAGACGAGAUUCUGGAUACGGUAGCGAUAGCCUGGCAUCGUCUGACUCGGACCAAGUGCCCAAACCCGCUCCUAAAAAGUCCAAGGGAUCUACAGCAUCUCCAAUCUAUCACACGACGAGUGUUCAGGUACCGAUUGAAUUACCAGUACAUAAGAAGACAUUCGUACCGACUUUCCAUUCAUGCAUUACCUCCCGCGUAUAUAUCUUAUGGUUGACGAUUACAUUGGUUUCCGGUGGCACUAGUGCACAUGUCACCUUAGGUGUGCCGCUUCAAAUCGGAGUCACCUCCGUAGAAUCACUUGGCAAUUAUGCAGAACUACCUCCUAGUUUUGAGGAAGCGGAAGGAGCGGAUAUUGACGAGUACCUGCGUCCGCGCUUCAUGAGCGUCCCUUCAGUUGAAUUUCACCAGAACGAAGCGUUACCAGGAUAUGCGGACCUGGACCAUUAUAGACGGACACUAGCUGCGCACUAAGCGAGUAGCUAUACGGCGGCAACUUUGUUUUAUAUUUGGGUUAUAUUUCUCUUUCCCCGUGAGACAUCUUACACGGGAUUUGAUACCACGCUCAUUGGAUUGAAACUUUUGGGCGAAUAUUUGGACAGCGCGGCGUUUAGGAUCGGAGGCAGUAUGUCUCUACAAAAUAGUAUGUUCAAAUUGGUAUAUAACCUUGUGAUCAUCACCGGUGGUGGUAUUUUCGUUUUCUUGGGUACGAAUCUUCAAAUGGGUCUUGGACUGGUCUUAUGAGUUAGCUUAAUGUUCAACACGAACCUUCGGAUCUAAUGCUCCAAAUCAUGCGUAUAUAUUUAUUGAAUAAUGAAAUCUAAUUUGACCUGCUUACAUAUAUCAAUACAUA